AUGGCGCUCCCCAGAUCACCGCUGUACCUCGUCACACAGCGAGAAGCUCUUCCUCCGGGCGUCUCACUCGAGCAAUGUGUACAAGAAGCUCUGCAAGGCGGCGUCGAGAUCGUGCAGCUCAGAGAGAAGCACGCCGAUUCUCGAGAAUUCCUAGAGAUCGCUCGCGGUCUACAGACGAUCUGUGAUGCUGCAGAGGUGCCUCUCGUCAUCAAUGAUCGAGUGGACAUUGCUCUCGCAUGCGGUUGCCGCGCUGUGCACCUCGGACAGAGUGAUCUCUCCGUCAAGGACGUCUGCGCGCUCAUGCCGACAGCAAAGUCGAUUGGCGUGUCCGCGCAUGAUGUAUCAGAAGCCACUGUUGCUUGCGCUACCGACGACGUGAGCCUCAUAGGCAUCGGACCCAUCUACGCGACGACAUCCAAGAGCGAUGCCAAGGAGGCACUCGGACCUCGAAAGCUAGCACGAAUCAUAGACGCUCUCCGGGCUUACGAGAGGACACUGUCAUCAGCGAACGGACGAGUGAGCAUCGUUGCCAUUGGUGGCAUCAAUGCUUCCAAUGCGGCCAGAGUCUUGCAUAUGACCUGCAAUUUUGACACUGGCGAGACAGAAGCUGGCCUUGCUGUCAUUUCUGCCAUCGUCUCAUCACCGAGACCGCGAGAAGCUGCUCAAAGUCUUUCUGACAUUCUGGCGGAUUACAGAUCUGAGGGUCGCAGUCAUAAGCCAAGUCGCGAGGACUUGCUUGCCAAUGUCGUCCGAUUGCAUGAUUCUAGCCGCGAGAGUGGCGGCUUGCUGCAUCACAUCACCAACACGGUCGUACAGAACCAGUGCGCCAACGUUGCGCUCGCCCUACGCGCCAGUCCGAUCAUGUCCAUGUCGCCUGAAGAGGCAGGCGACCUCUCUGCCAUACUAGGCUGCCUUGUCAUCAACCUCGGCACGCUCACAGAUGAUAGUCUCCGCGUGAUGAAGGAAGCCGGACGACACGCAAACAGCAACAAGAAGCCUAUCGUUUUCGAUCCAGUCGGUGUCGGCGCCUCGGCAUUCAGACAAAGCAAGACGGAUCAACUGCUCGAUCAUGUUCAGAUGAGCAUCAUCAAGGGUAAUGCAGGCGAACUGGCGGCACUUUCGGGCGAUAAGAGCGUCCGAGCUCGCGGUGUUGACUCUGCUGGAGGGUUUGCAGACCCUGUCAAGGCGGUUCGCGAUCUAGCCAGGCAAGAGAGAUGCGUCGUCGUACUGACGGGGCAGAUCGACUAUAUCUCGGACGGCAUGACAGUGAUCAAAUUGUCAAAUGGUGUGCCUCAUUUAGGCAACAUCACAGGCUCAGGCUGCGCCACGGGCACGUGCAUUGCGGCCUAUGCAUCCGCAGCGCACUCGAUGAGUACCACGAUGCGAGCUACAGUACCACAAGCGAGCAUCUGGGGUGGAGGCGACAUGCUCUCUGCAGCAGUAGGCGGGAUUCUUGCCAUGACGGUUGCCGCAGAGAUUGCCAUGGAAAAGCAGCCGGGCGGUCCAUCGACUUUCACGGGCCAUCUGAUCGAUGCGCUGUACAACCUCACUGCGCAGAAUCUGGUCGAACGGGCACGAGUGGAAGUCGUCUGA
Messenger RNA from Mixia osmundae IAM 14324, 1593 nucleotides. RefSeq lists its product as uncharacterized. The coding region runs from base 1 to 1593 and encodes 530 amino acids. Gene Ontology annotation, molecular function: ATP binding; thiamine-phosphate diphosphorylase activity; magnesium ion binding. The record is from RefSeq and is a predicted model, not a curated record. The transcript is spliced from 3 exons. Lineage: Eukaryota; Fungi; Basidiomycota; Mixiomycetes; Mixiales; Mixiaceae. Gene Ontology annotation, cellular component: cytoplasm. Gene Ontology annotation, biological process: thiamine biosynthetic process.